AUGGAGUCUGACAGAGAGAACAGUCAUGGGAAUCCACAAGCCAGAGAUUCACCUGUAAACAACAAAAGACGCUCUCCCCCCUCAGACACGCCUCCUUUUGGCGCUCAUCUGAGUACACACCACAGCAUCUCUACUGAUGAACAGGACAGCCCAGAGCGAAUUGUUCAAAAGGAGAAACUCCAUGCAGAACUAAAACAGGUUUUGAGUCUGAAAAGAAGCCAGUUUAGAGACACCCAAUCCACCCACACAGACAUGGAGGAACCCCUCAAGACAGACAGUAAGAAUGAGAUGGAGAAGAAAACCCAUUUGUCAGAGCUUGUGGAAGUGGUUGUUGAAACACAGGCUGAGGUUGGAGCUAGUGGGUACAGUGUUGUGGGUGGAGGGGAGCAAGGCAUCUUCAUCAAAGAGGUUUUGAAAGACUCCCCAGCAGCAAAGCACCUCAGUCUACAGAAAGGAGAUCAACUUCUAAGUGCCAGGGUGUAUUUUGAUAACGUGAAAUAUGAGGACGCAUUAAAAAUUCUUCAGUGUGCAGAACCCUACAAAGUGUCCUUCUUUUUGAAGAGGACUGUGCCAGGAAGUGAAGUCAGCAUACAUCCAAGUGCACAAAAUCUUGAGCCCAGAGGACCUAAGGUCAAGAUGCAAAAAAUGAGCGUCAAAAGCGUGAAACCGUUCAAAACCAAGAAAAUGAGAGGAGGAAGAUUUGGAUUGAAAAGACUGAAAGAGAACAAAAAAACAAGAGCACGGGAAGAGAUGGAUGUUGAGGGCUCUGGUAGAUCGGACCUCAGUUCUGUUGAUGUUGAGUUUGUAUUCCCAAAGUUCAAGAUGAGGAAAGGUGGGAAUGCCACUGCAGAUGGAUCAGGAAAUCUGGAAAGAGUUAUCACUAAGAAGAAGAGGAAGAUCAGAUUUCCAAAGAUGAAGGCCAUGGAUGCAACUGUGGGUGAAGGGAAUAUCAACGUAGAUGUUUCAACACAUGAGGCCUCUAGAGCAAAGCUGAAGGACAAGACGAAAGGUCCAAAAUUUGGAAUGAAUUUCCCUAAAAUUAAAAAGUCAAAGAUAGAUGUACAAUCUUCAAAUGACAAUUUUGAGGUGAAAGCACUAGAAGGAAAAUUUAAGCCUCCAUUAGCAGAGCGUGAUUUCAACAUGCCUCAGAGCAAAGCUGAAACUAAUGUUCCUAAUCUUGAGGUUAGUUUUAAAGGUAAAGGAGAGGGUACUGAGAUAAAAAUGCUGAAGAUAAAUCCGGAUGUCUCGGAUACAAUGGGGACUGUUCCAAAGUUUAAGCUGCCAAAGGCAAGACUUUCUUGUCAUUCAGAUGAAAUUGAUGGAGAGACAAGGAAAGAAACUGAUACAUCUGAAAAUAAACUUAAAAUGCUCAAGAUUGACAUCAAAGCACCAACUAUGGAUUUAGACUUAGAUCUCCCAAAGUCUAAGGGCACGGCUGAAUUCAAAGAUGGUGAAGUUCCUGAUUGCAAUGUAAAAGGAACAAAAAUCAACAUAGCCAAGCCUGACACAUCAUUACCAGUGCUAAACCUUCAUGCAAAACAAAAAUUUGGAGAUGCCAUUGAUGGAUCCAUGGUCAAAGAGCAAAAGAUUUCUCUCCCCAAACCUGACAUUGCAGUGCCCAAGAUAAAAAUGUCAGAUCUUCCUACAUUAGACGUGUCAUUACCAAAGAUGACUGAAAAAAACAUUGAUAUUGAGGGACAUGCAAGUACUGGGGUAAAAUAUGAAAUGACAAAAUUAAACAUCUCUCUUCCAAAAGUAACAUCCCCUGAGGCUGAAGUCAUAGUUGAAGUACCUGGAGCAAAAGGUGGAACAUUUCACAAGCCAAAUAUCAGCAUUUCGUUACCAAAAGGUAAAGGUGAAGCAAAGGUGGAUGGUCAUUCUGAGAAAGGACCAAAUGUGAAAAUGCCACAAAUAGACAUUUCCCUCCCCGAAAUGAAAUUACCACAAGGUAAAAUUGAUAUAGAAGGGCCUGAGGUUGACAUUUCCUUGCCAAAAGAAAUGCUAGAGGUAGGUGCAGAUGAUAAGGGCCACUUGGGAAAAGGGGAAAAGAUUAAAAUGCUUAAAGUAGAUGUCUCACUACCUAAUGUAAAAUCACCUGAGCAUGCCAUUGCUGAGGGGCCUAAUAUAAAAGCAGGAAAACUGAGUAUGCCAUCAACUGAAAUUUCACUUCCUAAAGGUAAAACUGAGGGAAAUAUUGAGAUUGGAGACCCAUCUGGGAAAGGAGGCCAAUUUAAAAAGCCACAUCUAGAUGUCUCGAUUGCAAAAAUGAAAUUAUCCACAGGUGCAAUCAAUACUGAGGAUCCAGAGGUCAAAGGUGGGAAAUUCCAAAUGCCACCCACUGAUAUAUCAUUACCAAAAGGAAAAAUAGAGGUCAGUGUUGAGGUUGAGGGUCAUUCUGGAAAAGCAAACAUGCCCGAAAUUGAUCUAAAUAUGUCACUGCCAGAAAGUAAACUUGAUUCUUUGAGUCCUGAUAAAGGGAAGUUUAGCACCCCUGGAGCUGAUAUUUCAUUACCAAAAGGAAUAACAGAUGAACAGAUUAAUCUUGAGGUUGAGAAGGGAGAUAAGUGUCAGAUUCCUGAAUCUGAUAUAAGUCUACCUAAACUCAAAUCAGGAGAAGUUGUUUUUGAUGUUAAAAGAUUCAAUAGGAAGUUCCACAUGCCAGCAACUGAUAUUUCCUUGCCACAUAAAAUAGACGAAAGAGAUGUUAAUGUGGAACCCUCUGGUAAAUGUGGAAAGAUUGAAAUGCCAAAGGUUGAUAUCUCUCUGCCUGCAGUGAAAGCUUCUGGUAUUGAGAUUUCCUCGCCAAAAAUGAAGUCACCACAAGGUGACAUCAGUAUUGAAGGGCCUGACAGCAACAUGCCAUCCGCUGAUAUAUCAUUUCCAAAAGUAACUGACACAGGUGAUGUACAUCUAGGAAGACAUUCAGGAAAAAUAGGAAAGCCUGAUAUUCCAAACCUGGAUAUUUCCUCACCAAAAUCUAAAUCAACCAAGGGGGAACUCAGUGUGGAAGGACCUGAAUUCAAAGGUGGUGAGUUAAAUAUACAUUCUUAUAAUAUCUCCUCAGCAGAGGUUAAAACAGAGGGUGAUAUUUGUCUGGAGGGAAAAACCAAAAAGGGCACAAAAUUUCACAUGCCAAAAUGGAACAUCAUUUUACCACAAAUAAAAUCAGCAGGGACUGAAAUAAAUAGUGAAGGACUUGAAUUGAAGGGUGGGAAGAUAGAUAUGCCAGAUGUUGACAUUUCUCUUCCACAAGGAAAAGUAAAGGGAGAUGGUAAAGUUAAUGACAGAAAGGGGGGCAAGUUUCAUUUUCUUCAAAUUGAUUUGUCACUUCCAAAGAUUAAAAAAAGAUCUGUGGAAGUCAAUGUAGAAGGACCUGAUCUAAAAGGAUGCAAAGUUCACACACCUUCCCUUGAUAUUUCUUUGCCUAAAAAUAAAACUGAGAAGAACACUGAUAUAGAAGGCCAUUGUGGAACAGGUAUAACAUUUGAAAAGAAAGAUCUUUCACUGUCAAAAGUAAAAGCUACAGAAGGAGGAAAUGGAGCUGAAGCUCCUCAGAUCCAAGGAGGAAAGUUAGAUAUGCCAUCAACUGAAAUGUCCUUUCCAAAAGGGCAGGGGAAAGGAAACAUUGAUCUUGAUUGCAUAAAAACAAAUUUGCCUAAAUUUGUUAUUAGCUCACCUACGAUUAAAUCUUCAGAUGGAGAAAUCAAUAUUGAUAUCAAGGAUGGAAAGUUUCAAAUGCCUUCUAUUGAUAUCUCUCUGUCAGGAGGAGGAGCAGGAGGAGAUGUAGAUGUUGAAGGACAUACAGGAAAAGGAGGAAAAUUUGAAAUGCCAACAUUUGAUGUUUCCUUGCCUAAAUCAAAACCAUCAGGAGGUGAAAUCAACACUGAAGAUCCCAAAACCAAGGGUGGAAAGAUUCACAUGCCCUCUAUAGAUACAUCUCUGCCUGCAGGAGGCACAGGAGGAGAUGUAGAUGUUGAAGGACAUGCAGUAAAAGGAAAGAAAAUUGAGAUUCCUACAUUUCAUGUUUCUUGGCCUAAAUUAAAACUAUCAGGAGGUGAAAUCACCACUGAAGAUCCCGAUAUUAAGGGUGGAAAGAUUAACAUGCCCUCUAUUGAUGUCUCUCUGCCUGCAGGAGUCGCAGUAGAAGAUGUAGACAUUGAAGGACAUGCAGGAAAGGAAAGAAAACUUGAGAUGCCUAAAUUAGAUGUUUCUUUGCCUAAAUUAAAACCAUCAGGAUGUGAAAUCAACACUGAAGGUCCUGAUAUCAAGGGUGGAAGGAUUCACAUGACCUCUAUAGAUACAUCUAAGCCUGCAGGAGGCGCAGGAGCAGAUGUAGAUGUUGAAGGACAUGCAGGAAAAGGAAAGAAAAUCGAGAUGCCUAAAUGUCAUGUUUCCUUGCCUAAAUCAAAACCAUCAGGAGGUGAAAUCGACACUGAAGAUCCCAAAAUCAAGGGUGGAAAGAUUAACAUGCCCUCUAUAGAUACAUCUCUGCCUGCAGGAGGCACAGGAGGAGAUGUAGAUGUUGAAGUACAUGCAGCAAAAGUAAAGAAAUUUGAGAUGCCUAAAUUUCAUGUUUCUUGGCCUAAAUCAAAACCAUCAGGAGGAGAAAUCAAUACUGAAGAUCCUGAUAUUAAGGGUGGAAAGAUUAGCAUGCCCUCUAUUGAUGUCUCUCUGCCUGCAGGAGGCAAAGGAGGGGAUUUAGAUGUUGAAGGACGUGCAGGAAAAGGAAAGAAAUUUGAGAUGCCUAAAUUUCAUGUUUCUUGGCCUAAAUCAAAACCAUCAGGAUUUGAAAUCAACACUGAAGGUCCUGAUAUCAAGGGUGGAAAGAUUAACAAGCCCUCUGUAGAUACAUCUCUGCCUGCAGGAGUCGCAGGAGGAGAUGUAGAUGUUGAAGGACAUGCAGGAAAAGUAGGAAAAUUAGAAACACCAACAUUUUACGUUUCUUUGCCUAAAUUAAAACCAUCAGGAGGGGAAAUCACUGAAGGUCCCGAAAUCAAGGGUGGAAAGAUCCACAUGACCUCUAUAGAUACAUCUCUGACAGGAGAAGGAGCAGGAGGAGAUACAGAUGUUGAAGGGCAUCCAGGAAAAGGAAGAACACUUAAAAUGCCUAAAUUGGAUGUUUCCUUGGCUAAAUUAAAACCAUCAGGAGGUGAAAUAAAUGUUGAAGGUCCCGAUAUCAAGGGUGGAAAGAUUCACAUGCCCUCUAUAGAUACAUCUCUGCCUGGAGCCAAAGAAGGAGAACUUGAUCUGGGUGAUGACACUAAAAAUGGUUUAAGAUUUCAGAUUGCCACUGUCUCUGUCCCUAAAAUGAAACUAACAGAUCAUGAACUAAUAGUUGGGUCAGAAAAGAAAUCCAUAGAUAGUUCAGUUCCUGAACUGACUCAUGAUUCUGAUAUAGCGACCAAAGCUACUGGUGUCAAAAUUAGAGAUCUAAAUGUCCCUGAAGUAACUUUAGGUGGGAACAUCAAGCUGCCAAGUGUGAAAAUACCAACUGUUGACAUAUCUGAUCCUAAAGUUGACCUGGACUUUACUCUUCCAAAGGGAAAGGGCAGUGACAGAGAAAACAUUGAACUUCUUAAGGCGGAGGAGGGAAGGCCAUCAUCUGGGGCAGACGUCUCUAUGAAAAUGCCCAAAAUAUCACUUCCUAAAUUUGGCAGAAAAUUUAAAAGUGGAGACAAACUAGAACUAGACAGUCCUGACUUAUCAAUAGAUUUGGACUUGGAAAGAACAUCACCAUCAGUGGAAACAUCUAAGAGGGAUACUGAAAUAAUUGGUACUGAUGCUGAAAUUAAGAUAAAAGCAGGCGCUGGAGAAAUUACAAAACCAGAAAUCAGUAGAGUAGAGGGUCCUGAUAUGAAGGUCAAAUCCAAGCUCAAAUUUCCCAAAUUCAAGACACCUACCCCUAAAGCAAAACUCAAAGAUGCAGAAAUGGAUAUGCCUGGAUUCCUGGGAAACAAAGGAAAGGUCAGAAUGCCAGAAGUUGAGAUAUCAUUGCCAAAAGCAAAUAUUCCAGAAUCUGAGGUAUUGCUUCCUAAAACUGAGGUUGAUGUAUCUGAAGCAGAUAUCAGAGGUUAUGAGGGCAGUUUAAAAAUUCCUAAGAUGCCAACAAUUGACAUAUCAGAUCCAAAAGUUGAUUUGGAUGUUUCCUUGCCUAGGUUAAAACUUAAUGAACCAGUAGACUCUUCUGACUUACACAUUAAUAGUAGUAGGGGUACAGCAAAUUUUCCCCAUGUCAAGAUACCUAAAGUAGACAUUUCACUUCCUCAUAGAAAAACAGGUGACACGGAUAACCAUGAGGUGGAGAUUGGAAGGAAGGGUAAAAUAAGAAUCCCAGAAGGGAAUAUAUCAUUACCAGAUGCAAAACAUGACACAUCUAAUGCUGACACUGAAAUCAAAGGUAAAAUGCAAAAAAUGUCUGUGCCCAGUCUUGAUAUAUCAUUGCCUCAUGGAAAAACAAUAAAAAAUGAUGGUCCUGAUAUAGAAUUUGGAGUGAAAAUGGCAGACAUUACGGUGCCUAAGAUAGAUGUAUUGCUACCUCACAGAAGCAAAGAUGAAAGUCAUGCACCUGAUUUAGAACUAGAAGGUGGAAAAUUAAAAAUGCCAGCAACUGAUAUAUCCCUUCCUAAAAUAAAAUCUAAAGACGUUGUUCCAGAACUUCAACCAGAUUUAGGAAAAGGUAAAGUCAUGAUCCCUGGAAUUAAACUACCAACAAUAGAUGACUCAUUUCCUCAUGGUAAAACAGAGGACACUGGUGAUCUUGAACUGGGAAUGUGUGGCAAAGAAGGGAAAUGUAAGGUUCCUGACAUCAAAAUUCCAAAAGUAGAUGUAUCAUCUCAAGGUCAACCAGAGAGUGCAGAGAAAACAGAGGUCAGAAGACAAGGCGGCAACUUUCAAUUACCAACAAUAACAAUACCCAAAGUGGAUAUAUCAUUACCAAAUGGCAAAUCAGAUGACCCUCAGGCUUCAGGGUCUGUGGAAGUAGAAGAAGGGCAAUGUAAAAUUCCUGGUAUUAAGAUACCACAGGUAGCCAUAUCAUUACCAGAAACUAGAACGGGAGAGAUUGAUACCAAAGAGGGAGAAUCUGGAGGAGGGCAUGGAAAAUUCACAGUGGCAAUUGUUGAAAUCCCAAACCUAGAUACAAAAAUUUCUAGUGAUGCAAACAUGUCAGAUCCUUCCACUGAUGCGCAGCUUAAGGUUUCACAUAAAGAGGGUAAAAUGUUGAGGAUGCCUAAUGUGGAUCUAGAGCUGGAUCUGGGCUUAUCAAGAGAAGGAAAAAAGAAUAAAAAGAAAAAUGAACUUCCAGAUCUGGAACCUGCCACACCGAAAGAAAAAAUAAAAGGGCCAAAAGUUAAAGGUUCGAAAUUUUAUAUUGGAAUGCCAAAAUUAAAAGUAUCUAGAUUAGAAACCAACAUAAACAAGUCAGGAAAAACAGAUACUAAAUUUGUAAAAGGAGGAACUGAUGCAAACUUUAAAGCUGAUUUACAAGCCCCAAAGAUUCCUGAACUUGACUUUGACAUUGAGACUGCCCAAGCUGACACUAAUAAUUCUGAAGAAGAUAAAAAGCAGACCGGUAAAGGCAAAAUUCCAAAAUUUGGGAUACCUCUGCCUUCUUUAAGUUUACCAGAAGCCAACAUCCGUUCAUCUCAGGAAAAAGGUCACUCUGUAAACACAGACUCUGAGGCAGAGUGUGAAAGCCCACAUGUGCCAAAAGUAAAAAAAGCUGUAUUUGUUAUGGUGAAUCCACAAAUGGAGAACACUGCUAGUAUAGGUGGUGAAGCAAGUGCAGAAAUUGCAGAUGAGAAGCUCAAGCAGCCAAAGAUCAAAAUGAAGCCAAGUUUUGGCAAGUCUCGAUCAAAUGAUAAGGAGAAAGCAAUAUAUUAUAAAGAUGAGGUGGAAACUGAGGGAAAGUCAAAAACACAAAAGUUUAAAUUGCCAAAAGUGACAUUUUCGUCUGGGCAGAGAGGCUCACUUGAUGUAACACCAAGUGGGUCUGAUGAUGGAACGAAUCCAAGUCUAAAUGGUGAUAAAGAUGAAAAAUCAAUGUUUGGAAAGCUUAAAAUGCCUAAAGUGGAGUUUUUCUCACCAUACUCAAAAGAUGCAAGUGAGGAAGAGGAAAUGGAAACCAGCCUGAAACUCAGGAAGGAGGCCUUGGGAGAAAGCAAAGAGAGCAAGGAGUCAAAAACAAUAUCAGGCACAAUGUCGUUCCCAGGUCUCAGGAAGAAAACAGAGAAGGAUGAGGAGGUGAGAAAUAUUAGUACUAUAGUAUCCUCGAAAGCAAGGACUGAAAUGUUGGCAGAAAGGGAGGGAUCAGAGUCUCCAGUACCCACAGUAUCAGCUGAAUUUGUCUCUGUAACGAAGAGUGAAGAAAGAGAGGAGACUACAUGGUUCAAAGUACCCAAGGUCACCCUUAAUCCCCAUUCUACCGGCAUCCAUAAUAUCACACCAGAAAGCUCUCCAAAAGGAAGCAAGUCCUCUCUUCCUUGCUCUAGCGAGGAAGCCUCUGGAGGAUUCUAUGUGAAGAUGCCAAGCGUUGAGUUUUUGACCCGUGAAAUGCCCUCAGAGCCUUUGAUUACUAAAACAGAGGGAACUCUUACUGUAGUGACUAAGACAACAAAGUAUACAGAAACAAAAAGUACCAGUUCGAAACAGUAAGAAUCUCAGUUACAGAACUGUGACAUAAAAUCGGUAGUGGCAUAAUAAUUAGACCCAAAUAUUUGUAUAUGUGACAAUUAUUUCAGUCUUGCAGCUUUUAUUCUAUUUAAAGUAGGGAAAGCAAAAAUAUUUGAUCCAGUUUUUGCAAGAAAUACAUAACUUAUACAUAAUGAAAAUGUAGAGAAUAUUAUUUAUUGUAGAACUUAUUUUCAUAUUUUGUAGCUUUCCAACAUUUUUAACUUAAACACAAUAUAGGCACAAAUCUGUGUAACAUAGAUAGAUGCAAAGAUAUUUAAAAACAGAAUAGUUUUUUUGUGUGUGUUUUUUUUCUUCUUCUUUUUUGUGCUCACACUUUUCUUGUGCAGUCUUGAAUGACAUUUAUGCUGUAGCAAUUUUACAGCAUUUUGGUAAUAUUGCUUUGCCUUUUCGAUGCCUGGUUUGUCUCUGUAGUUUAUGGUUGUUGUUAUGGAAUUGUGUGUAUUUUAAAUAACUAUUAGAAGUACAUGUACUAUUUUACAUAUUUAUAUGCAUGAUCUGUACAGAUAAGACACUAAAAAGAAAGCCUUUAAUGUUAAGUAUUUUUGUGAUACAUAUUUUUGCCACUUUUAAGAUAAAUUUAAAUAAUAUUAAGGUUUUUUUUUUUUGUUUGUUCAUUUUAUUUGAAUUCUUCCGAGUGUGAAAUUUUUUUCUUUUCAUUUGUAAAUUGUGUUAGUGAUGGGAUUAAUCUAGAUGCAAGCAAUGCUGUUGUAUAUGUAUCAUAUUUUAGGCAGGUUUAA
Messenger RNA from Carassius auratus (goldfish), 9428 nucleotides. Its product is annotated as neuroblast differentiation-associated protein AHNAK-like. NCBI's taxonomy places the organism in Eukaryota, Metazoa, Chordata, Actinopteri, Cypriniformes, Cyprinidae. Gene Ontology annotation, biological process: regulation of RNA splicing; peripheral nervous system myelin maintenance. Gene Ontology annotation, cellular component: nucleus; cytoplasm. Gene Ontology annotation, molecular function: protein binding. The record is from RefSeq and is a predicted model, not a curated record.